Paramecium octaurelia is the source of this 1080-nucleotide messenger RNA. The record is from the annotation of a GenBank genome assembly. NCBI's taxonomy places the organism in Eukaryota, Ciliophora, Oligohymenophorea, Peniculida, Parameciidae.
AUGCAUAAAAUUAAAUAGACUAAAUAGUGUGCUUAAUGUGAUGCCAUGGACCCACAAUAUUAAUUGGGAAGUUCAUAUUUCAUUUAUUAAUAGAAUGCGAUCAUCAUCUAUGUUAAACUUGUUUCAAGUAGAUUUUAAGUAAUACUAUUUAAUCAAAGAAAUCCAAAUUUUAAAUUAAGUGUCCAAUCGAUUCAUGCAAAUAACAAAUAGAUUUAAAAGAACUCUUAAAAUAUUUGACAUUGCCUAAUACAUGUAAACGCUGUAAUUUAGAACAACCCUAUACAUGUGGACGAUGCAUAGUAAAAGAAAUAGAAGAGAUUGCAAAAAUUAAUUACUAUUCAAAAUUACUAAAAUUUGACACUCUAAUCAAUUUGGAAUCACAAAAAGAACUUCAUGAAGAAAUACAAAAGCAGGAAUUAAUAUGUCCAGUUUGUAGAGAAUUUAAUUAAAUUCCAAUAAUAGUUUGUUUAUAAGGACACGAAAUUUGCAAAGAUUGCUAUUAUAAUAUUAGAAAUAUAGAUGAUGUGAGAGAGGUGUGUCCAAUUUGUAAAUAAGACUUAUUGUCAUCACCUCCAAAUAGUUUAAGAGCAUAAGUGUUAAUAAAGAAUUUGAGUGUAAAAUGCCCGAAUGAUAAUUGCAAAUAGGUAGUUAAGUAUCCAGAUUUUGUUUAGAAUCAUUAUCGAAAGUGUAUUUGAUUUAUGUAUAUUUAAAAAGGUUGUGAAUAACUAGUUGAAUGCCAAGAUUGUCAUGAAAAAGUAGAACAAUUAUUUUAAGACAUUCAUAAAUCAAAUUAUUGCAUGGGAAGUAUAUGUCCAUUCAAUUGCACACGCAAAUUAGGAGUAUUCACUUUUAUAAAGAUAGGAUCAUUAAAAUAAUUUUAUAAUGGAACAUAUAUAGUCAACAAUGAGAUAGAGUGAUGUAGCACAUUCAUUUUUAAUUCGAAUGCAAAUCGUUGAAAAAUUCCUGUUUUUAGGGUCAUUCGGCAAUUGUCCUCAUUGUGACUUUUAAUAUGCUUGGCAAGUGGAUGUUGGAGGUAACUAAUCGACAUUUUGCUUUUUUUGUUUUCGAUUAAGAGGAUGA